GAUACCACAGAGUGGGAGAGAGUGAGAGAGGCGAGCCUUUAAAUCUCUGCGGUGCAGAGCUGGAAAAGCUGCUUCUCAGCGAAAAUCAGACGCCCUAUUUACCCUGCUUAUUUGCGCCUGUUAUUUUCCUGGAGAAAAAAAAAGGACUUACAACCAAGAAGUUGCAACGAGGACUGGUGCCCGUCUCAGCGAACAAACGUGGUAUUUCCUUUAUUAUUAUUUAUGCUGAUUUUUUUUUUUUUUUUUUUUUUUUGGUUUUGUUUUUGUGAAUACACUUCUACUGAAGGGACUGAGGUCUUUACUUUUGCACUGAGACGCAUUGCUUUCUACCUCCUGUCUGGUCUCUCUGCCAGAUUAUCCCAGCAGAAGUAGGCUAUGACGCAAACCGUGUGCAGAGCAUUAGUCUGAAAGUUUUCCUCCACUACUUUUUUUUUUUUCAUUUUCCUUUUUUCCCCUCACGAAUCACACGGUGUUUCAUGCUACAGCAAGUCAGUGCACAGCGGUGGAGGAGCCAAAAGAACUAUUGCAUGAAACAAGAAAGGAGAGAAGAGACGCUGAUUAAUAAGUCAGUUUUUGCGACACUCGCAAGCACCUUUGCAUAUCUGCAAAAGAGUCGCGACAGCAACAUGAGCACAGAGCUGGGCAUGGGCUCGGAGCUACCCAGCAGCCCUUUGGCUCUGGAAUAUGUCAAUGAUUUUGACCUGAUGAAGUUUGACGUGAAGAAGGAGGGCCUGGCCGGGCUGGAGCGCAACGGCGUGCGCCAGUGUAACCGUCUCCAACCCCAAGGCUCUGUGUCCUCGACUCCCAUCAGCACACCCUGCAGCUCGGUACCCUCCUCACCGAGCUUCAGCCCCACGGAGCAGAAAAGCCACCUAGAGGAGCUGUACUGGAUGCCGAACGGCGGGUACCACCAGCAGAUAGACCCACAGACGCUAAGCCUGACCCCAGAGGACGCAGUGGAGGCCCUGAUUGGAGCCACAGCUCACGGCCACCCUCCGCCUCCGCACGUACAACAGCAGCUGCAGCAGCAAGGCGCUUUCGAGGGCUACAGAGGCCCACAUCACCAUCACAGCCACCACGGCCACAGCCAGCAGCAUCAUCACCCAUACGCGGGGGGCAUCCCGCACCACGCCGAGGAGCUGUCCGGGCACCCGGGCGGACACAACCACCCACACAGCCAGCACCACCAUCACCACAGCCAGGACCCCGACAGCCCGUCCCCGGUCUCCCCAGAGUCCCACCAGCCGCUCCAUCACCACCGCCACCAUCAUCACCACCAUCCGCACGGCCACCUGAGCCAGUCGGCGGGCCACCACAGCUCCGGGGGCGGACUCAGCGUGGAGGACCGCUUCUCCGACGACCAGCUGGUGUCCAUGUCGGUGCGGGAGCUCAACAGACACCUACGGGGCUUCACCAAGGACGAGGUCAUCCGCCUCAAGCAGAAGAGGAGGACCCUGAAGAACCGGGGCUACGCUCAGUCCUGCCGGUUCAAGCGAGUGCAGCAGAAGCACGUGCUGGAGAACGAGAAGACGCAGCUGAUUAACCAGGUGGAGCAGCUGAAGGCGGAGAUCAGCCGGCUGGCCAGGGAGAGGGACGCCUACAAACUCAAGUGUGAGAAACUGACGGGGUCAGGGGCCAAUAACGGGUUUCGCGAGGCUGGCUCGACCAGUGACAACCCUUCAUCGCCAGAGUUUUUCAUGUGAGUUGUCGUAGGCUUUUCUUGUGAACCCUCACUCCCCCCUCCUCCUCCCUCACAACAAACUUUUCCCCUCCACCACCACCACCACCACCACCACCUUUCCUUUCUCCGCAAAAAUGACUGAGUGGCUGACGAACAAACGAUAAUAAUCCUCACCUCUCAUACUGUUUAUGAUUAUACUAAUAACAAUAACAAUUAUAUUCAUAUUAGAAGAAUAAUCCAUCAAAUAGUAUUCUCAUAUAUAAUCAUCUCUCCAUCCACGUGUCAACUGAGAUACAAAGAGCAAUGUAGAGUGUCUGAUCAGUCGCAGCAUCUUUGUAGAUUAGUUGCUUGUAGUGAAGAGACUUUUUUUUUUCCUCCUUCUUCUUCAAAUAAGAGGAUCGGCUGAUGAACUUUGUUUGUUUUUUUUUCCAUUGAGGCUAUACAGCUUUUAAAUAAUCUGUAAGUAGUGUGGGAUGGCAUCGAGGCAGUUGUCUUGUAAUUUUGUUCUUCAAAAACGAUGACAUUGUUAUGAAACAACAAGCAGGCCUGGCCUCGCAGCCUGCAACACUCGAGACUCUCAUUCGACAAGUGGGCCCGUAAUCUGAGAAAAUCUCCAAAAAGCAAGACUCCACUUUAUGCAAAUUUUAACUUCUACUAACCCGUCACGCGGGGGGGUGGGGGUGGGUGGGUAUGGGCAUUUUAUGCAACAUCUCAUUGAUUUAUUGCCUGCUUGGUUAUAUUCGAAUAUAUAUUGAAACAAACAAAAAAAAAAUCUGCAUUAAAUAUUAAUCCUGCAUGCUGGACAUGUACGGUAAUAAUUUCUAUUUUGUACUUCAUCUUCUCGUGUAUAUUAAGAGCAUGUUGUUGAUCUGCGCUUCUCCAUAGUUCUGGGGGGGUUUAGAGAAAUGCAGCGGGGACAGAACAGCAGGACUGCCGGUGCAGCAUCAUAUGGUGUGGGGUUUCUUUUUUUUUUGGGCUUGUAAAUAGUAUGCAACCGCAAAAACUGCACAACAAGAUUGAGGAGGCUGGUUUGAACUUCUUUCUUUCUUUGUGUUGUGUCUCUAUUUCAUUUAUUUUGUAUGACUUCGUUUAUCAUUUUUGGGGUAUUGAUCGAGAGAGGAGUGCAUUUAUUUUUCAGUCGCAUUUAAAUACAACAAACUUUGUGUGUCAAGUGCACUUUUGGAUAAUGAUUUGAACGUUUUCAUUUUGAAAUUUGCGCAGACCUCCCUCCAGGAAGACAUACUAUGAUAUUAUACAGUAAAAUUAUCCAACACAGGGCCUGAGUGCCAAGUUUUGGGAGUAAUAUUUGGACACGUGUUCUGUAAGGCUGAGGAGACAAACACGUGGCCACAAUAUUAUUGGAGCCAGAUUGCACAGAAUAGACUAUUGCGCACCAAGGCGAGCUUACAAGUUUUCCACACACUGUUUAACACACAAUGUGGCCGAACGCUUUUGCGCCACCCAUUCAGAAAAGUGCUGUUCUGCCUUUCUGUGAACUCCUCAACAGACCACAAGAGACCCAAACUAAAGUUUAUCCUCUCGUUCCGAUUGGCAGCCACCUGUAGCCUGAUAUUAAUGAUUUUUUAUCUUUGACAAUAUUUUGAAAGAAAAAAAAAAUGCAACAAUUUACUUGUCAGGGGUUUUAUGCAGAGGUAACAUUUAGAUUAUGUGAGCAUUUUUUUUUUUUAAAAAAAGAGGAACAUUAAUGUUCUAUGCUUUCCUGAUUUUUUUCCUGCCGGUCAGUAAAAAAAGGGACUCAGGUUGUGCAAAUUCUCAAAAUGAAAACUAUGUGUAUGUUACGUAAUACGUUUCUUGUUUUUUUGUCUGUUUUAUUAUUAUUUGAUGAUUCUGGUUCUGCUGGCCAGAUGCAUAGUUAAAGUUUUUAUUUUAAUGAUUUAAAUUAACAAACUGUCAGAUCAUAUCGAAUAAGCAUGGUGCUUGCAUUUGAAACUAUUGUUGAAAAGUCAUGCAUUUAACAAUCUUUGGUUUGUCACUGAUUCAACUGUGUUGAAAUCUAACUGAAACUGCAGCAGCGGGUUGUUGUUUUGUUUUCACCUAUACCAUGUACUUUGCGAUGAUGGGGAUCAAUUUUCAAUCCUGUUUAUAUAAAUAAUAGUUAAAACACUUAAAUUUGAACUGUUGCAUUCAGGCUGGUUUCUGUUUUGUCUUAUUUUUUGGUUGUUUUUGGAAGAAACUGUUUCCUAUUUUGCUUAUUAAAGUCACUGAAAUGGCAA
Messenger RNA from Scatophagus argus, 3915 nucleotides. It is a transcript of the gene mafba, whose product is annotated as v-maf avian musculoaponeurotic fibrosarcoma oncogene homolog Ba. NCBI's taxonomy places the organism in Eukaryota, Metazoa, Chordata, Actinopteri, Scatophagidae. The record is from RefSeq and is a predicted model, not a curated record. Gene Ontology annotation, biological process: regulation of transcription by RNA polymerase II. Bases 477 to 1703 code for a protein of 408 amino acids. The transcript has a single exon. Gene Ontology annotation, cellular component: nucleus. Gene Ontology annotation, molecular function: RNA polymerase II cis-regulatory region sequence-specific DNA binding; DNA-binding transcription factor activity, RNA polymerase II-specific.